AUGAGAGUCCUCUUGAUCCUCUUUCUAUCAUCUUCUUUGUCGAAUGGAAUGUCUAAAGUAGACAGCACUGUUGAUCCUCAUGCCCUGGGAAACAAACCUCGCAAAUUCAGUUUAGGUGGUAUUGUAGAUUGCACAACUCGUGCCGGGAAAGAAGAGAGAGUGGCCAUGGAGAUGGCACUCCAUGACUUUUACAGCAACGCUACCCAGCGGCCCAGACUUUGUGUCAAAGACUCGAAAGGGGAUUCCUUCCGAGCAGCCUCCUCUGCUAAAACACUUAUCAAAAAGCACAAUGUAGAAGCUAUUAUAGGCUUGGGAACUUCGCAAGAGGCCAUCCUUGUUGCUGAGCUUGGCAACAGAUAUGAAGUCCCUAUCCUUUCGAUGGUAAAUGAAGUUCCAGUUUGGGCCUCUUUACGCUGGCCUUUUCUGAUUAAUGCAGCUCGCAACCAGCUCUCACAGAUGAAAGCUAUAGCAGCUAUAGUUCAGAGUUGGCAAUGGCGGAGAGUAAAUGUCAUUUAUGAAGAAAACAAAAUUAAUAGCAUCAUACCACAUCUCUUCUCUGCUCUUCAAGAUGCAGAUGCAGAAAUCAGUGAACUACUGCCUUCCCCCCCCUCACCUCCAUCCCGUUUUUUAUCUGAAAAACUGGUGUCUCUUAGAAACGGGCAGUGCCGGGUGUUCAUCGUUCACACUAGUGCAACACUGGCGAGAAGCAUUUUCAGGGAAGCGAAGAAAUUGGAAAUGAUGGAACAAGAAUAUGUAUGGAUCACCACAGACUCCACAUCAGACUAUUUUAAUACAUUUAAUAAUUCGGUCCUUUCAUCAAUGCAAGGUGCCUUGGGUGUUAAAAGCUACAUUUCCAGUUCCAGUAAAAGAAUCAAAGAUUUUCGCUCAAGAUUUCAGGUGAUGUUCAGCUCUCAAUUUCCUGAAGAGCCAUUUCCAGAGCCAGGGAUUUCUGCCUUACAGGCCUAUGAUGCAACGUGGGCUGUUGCUCUUGCAAUGGAAGGAAGACCAAGUUCGAAAAGGUUCGGAAAUUCUACAAGUAUUACUCCUAUAGCUUCAAUGGGUGGAACAAGUUUGUUGAACAGAAUCUUAGCUUCGAAAUUUGAGGGCUUAACUGGUCAUAUAUGUUUUAUAAAUGGCAUGUUGCAUCCUGCGGUACGAAUCUUUACUCUAGUCAAUGUUGUAGGGAUAAGUACUGAACUCGGGUAUUGGACUGAGGGCUAUGGUUUCUCAAAGACUGUUGCUCCUCGCGGAUGGGCGUCAGCAGCAGGGGGCAAGAGACUAAAAAUAGUAGUUCCAUCAGGAAAUAGUCACAAAGAAUUCGUAAAAGUAUCAUAUGAUAGUCCUGGGGGUAGUAUAAGAGUUACAGGAUUUGUAAUUGAUGUCUUCAACGCCACUCUCUCUCGGUUGCCCUAUGCUUUGCCAUGUGAUUUCACCGGGUAUGAUGGCUCCUACGAUGCCUUGGUAUACCAAGUUUAUAAUCGGUCUUUUGAUGCAGCAAUAGGAGACACGGCCAUUUUGGCCAACCGUAGUAAAUAUGCAGAGUUCUCUCAACCUUUUACUGAGCCAGGUUUGCAGAUGGUGGUGUAUCAGGAAAGUAAGAAAAUAAAUAAAGUUCGGUUGUUCUUGAAGCCAUUUACAGGAAAAUUGUGGAUCAGCAUUGCAGCCAUUACUGUGUAUAAUGGAUUUGUUGUAUGGUUGAUCGAACGGCAGAAAGAUAAUCCAGAUUUCAGUGGCUCUUGGUGGAAACAAAUUUCAACCAUGCUUUCAACAUCUUUCAUUACACUUUUUUCACUCAAAGGUGAAGGAUUGCACAGCAAUUUGUCUCGGAUGGUGAUGGUUGCCUGGCUUUUUGUGGCCUUGAUUACUACUCAAAGUUUUACAGCUAAUUUAUCAUCCUUGAUUACCCUUCAACAACUGAAUGAGAGUCCUGUCACCAUAGAUGCAUUAAAGAAGAGCAGUGCAAAAGUUGGGUGCGAUGUAGACUCCUUUGUAGUGGCAUAUUUGAGAAAUGUCUUGUACAUCCAAGAUGAAAAUAUCGUCCGAAUUCGAAACGAGGAAGAAUAUGCUGCAGCUCUUAUAAAUGGAAGUAUAGCCGCAGCAUUUCUAGAAAUUCCAUACAUCAAGGCCUUCUUGGCUAAAAAUUGCAAUGGCUUCACAACUUCAGGACCAAUAUACAAAGUUGGAGGCUUUGGAUUUGUUUUCCCAAAGAAUUCUCCAUAUAUUCCUGACAUCUCCCAAGCUGUUGUUAACAUAUCAGAGACGCUUAUUGACUUGCUUCAAAUUUCUUUGAACUACUCCGAGUGCUCAGCUUCAAAUUCUGACGACCAUGCAAGUAUCGGACUCACUCCCUUCAUUGGACCAUUUCUGAGUAGCCACGGAAGAAACAGCAGCGGCGGAACUACCAGCACCAGCAGCGACAACCGCACUACCAGCAAGGGUAACAGCAUCUGCAUCACAUCUUCAGCAGCAGCUGGAGCACCAGAACCAGCAGCAUCAGCCACAGUUGCAAACAGUGGAGGGGUAGCAAUGGUACCCAGAUUUAAGAUCCAGACUUCUGCUACUGAUGGCUUGAGGGAGGAUUGA
Molecule: messenger RNA, 2583 nt
Organism: Populus euphratica (Euphrates poplar)
Lineage: Eukaryota; Viridiplantae; Streptophyta; Magnoliopsida; Malpighiales; Salicaceae
Product: glutamate receptor 2.3-like
Exons: 8
Coding region: 1-2583 (860 amino acids)
Cellular component (GO): membrane
Molecular function (GO): ligand-gated monoatomic ion channel activity
Source: RefSeq, a predicted model, not a curated record